Blepharisma stoltei is the source of this 570-nucleotide messenger RNA. The record is from the annotation of a GenBank genome assembly. Lineage: Eukaryota; Ciliophora; Heterotrichea; Heterotrichida; Blepharismidae.
AUGAAAGUAUUUUUGCCUAUCAGAAAGAAAAUUUUUGUUCCAUCUGAGCCAAGCCUAGAAAAUAAUUCUCCACAAGUGGAAACUAAAAAGUUUACACUGUUUGACCGAAAAACAUCAAAGGUUCAUUUACCAAGCAUCAAUAAUAGAGAAAUCAAAAUAAUGAAAUCUAAACAUAAUGAAGCCUCAACUUGCACAUCUACUGACAUUAGUGAUGACGAAGAUUACGUUAUAAAUCUGAAAGAAAAUAAUAAAAUAAUUGAACAAAAUUCUGAUUUAGAAUCAAGUCCACCAAAAAAAUCAGUUAAAAAAGGUUUAAAUUUUUCUAUUUUGUGUGAAAAUGUGUCAAAAUUGAAAACAAAAUGUGUGAAACGAUAUAAAAAAUACAGAAAAGAAUACCCUGCAGCUUUAAUAAAAUUCGCAGUAAUUGAUACUGGAGAUACAAAAAAAUACCCUAGAAGAUUGACUCCAAAUCCUAGAUUUGAGUAUGCAAGUAAUACAUCUAAAAAAUCUAUAAGAUCAAGCUCUAGGCUAGAGCUUAGUUUUAAUUUAUCAACAAGAUUUUAUAUGUAA